Molecule: messenger RNA, 1812 nt
Organism: Xiphias gladius (swordfish)
Lineage: Eukaryota; Metazoa; Chordata; Actinopteri; Istiophoriformes; Xiphiidae
Product: importin subunit alpha-1-like
Exons: 11
Coding region: 116-1696 (526 amino acids)
Biological process (GO): NLS-bearing protein import into nucleus
Cellular component (GO): cytoplasm; nucleus
Molecular function (GO): nuclear import signal receptor activity; protein binding
Source: RefSeq, a predicted model, not a curated record
UAUUGUAAGAAAAAAAAAAAAAAUACAAGAAAUCUGUACGGUAAGCACAUGCUCUGUGUCCAAAGGGAGUGUGUGUAACGUUAGUGGAACCGUUUGUCUUGCUCAACGGUCAGGAAUGUCAGCUGGCAGCGACAGCGGAGCUCGCCUCAACCAGUUCAAAAACAAAGGGAAAGAUGCCAAUGAGCUAAGGCGCAGGAGAGCGGAAGUCAACGUGGAGCUCCGAAAAGCAAAGAAAGAUGAUCAGAUCCUGAAGAGGAGAAAUGUCCACAGUCUUCUGGACGAGCCGACCUCUCCUCUGCAAGAGAAAGAUCCAAACGCACAGCCUCCUCAGCACUGGUCGGUGGAGGAGAUUGUAGGACUUGUAAACAGCCAGCACCUAGAUCAUCAGCUGCAGGCCACGCAGGCAGCCAGAAAGCUCCUCUCCAGAGAAAAGCACCCACCUAUUGACAGCAUAAUUGCUGCCAGGCUCAUCCCAAGGUUUGUUAGUUUUCUGGCAUUGUCUGACUGCCCCCCCAUCCAGUUUGAGGCAGCUUGGGCCCUGACCAACAUCGCCUCAGGUACAUCAGACCAGACUACCGCUGUAGUGGAAGGAGGGGCCAUCCCAGCCUUCAUCAGCCUGGUGGCAUCACCCCACCUGCACAUAAGCGAGCAGGCCAUUUGGGCCUUGGGUAACAUUGCAGGUGAUGGAUCCAACUACAGAGACCUAGUGAUCAAACAUGGUGGACUUCAACCACUCCUGGUGCUGCUGGCGACCCCAGACCUGUCUGCGUUUCCUUCUGGCUAUCUGCGCAAUAUCACCUGGACACUAUCCAACCUGUGUCGGAACAAGAACCCAGCCCCUCCUUUGACGGCAGUGCGACAGCUGCUUCCAGCCCUGGUGCGCCUCCUGCACUAUGACGACAGGGAGGUCCUAGCGGACACCUGUUGGGCUGUGUCCUAUCUGACCGAUGGCUCCAAUGAGAGGAUAGAGGUGGUGGUGCAAGCUGGCCUGGUGCCCCGCCUGGUAGAGCUUCUUGGCUGUGGGGAGCUCUCCAUUGUGACUCCAGCCCUGCGGUCACUUGGCAAUAUCGUGACCGGGACAGAUGAGCAGACCCAGUGUGUUCUGAAUGCAGGUGCCCUGGCGAUGUUCCCCAGCCUGCUGCAUCACCAAAAGCCCAACAUCCAGAAAGAAGCAGCCUGGACAGUGUCCAACAUCACCGCUGGCAAGGACACCCAGAUUCAGGAGGUUAUCAAUGCAGGACUGAUGCCCAUCCUGGUGGAGAUCCUCGAACAGGGAGACUACAAGACCCAGAAGGAGGCAGUGUGGGCUGUCACCAAUUAUACCAGCGGUGGAACAAUGACGCAAGUGGCCUACCUCGUCCACUGCAAUGUGCUGGGGCCUCUGCUCAACCUACUGACCGCUAAAGACAGCAAAAUCAUUUUGGUCAUCCUGGAUGCAAUCAACAAUAUUUUACAGAUGGCUUACAAAAGUGGUGAGAUUGAGAAGCUAUGCCUAAUGAUAGAGGAGUUGGGUGGUUUGGACAAGAUUGAAGCACUGCAGUGCCACGACAACAAAGCUGUCUACAAGUCCUCUCUCAACAUUAUAGAAAGAUUUUUCUCUGAAGAGAAUGAAGAUGAUGAGUCUGUGGUUCCUGAGGCUACAGCAGACUGCUUUGCCUUCCAGAUCCCCAAAGACCAAAGGACUUUCCAGUUUUAACACGUCCAGUUUUCUCUGUCACAUAUACAAAAAAUGAAAAUUCUUACCUUUUGUUUAUAUUUUGUAUUUUUUUUUAGACAUUUCAUCCGUGCACAUAACAGUACAAAGACAAAACA